Molecule: messenger RNA, 447 nt
Organism: Gaeumannomyces tritici R3-111a-1
Lineage: Eukaryota; Fungi; Ascomycota; Sordariomycetes; Magnaporthales; Magnaporthaceae
Exons: 6
Coding region: 1-447 (148 amino acids)
Source: RefSeq, a predicted model, not a curated record
AUGCGGGCGGCAGCAAGCCAAGCGCCAUUCACAUUUACACCGGAGCGUGGUCAGCCCAUCUGGUCGUGUGGGUACCCAUGGCAAGGCGAUGCUUGGGUUGGGGGAGCAGGUAGAGGCGUCGAGGGGAUGUCGCCAUCUUGGUUGGUAAAAAUAAGAAGUGCCGGAGGAGUGUGUUUAGGUGCUGACGAUGACAGCGUGUGCAUGGUCAGACAACUUGGCAAGGUCGACGUCAUAAAGCCACGAGGGUUCCGGGAUGAUCAGCAUGGCAUUGGUGAGAAAAUAGGAGGAAACUAUAAUCCUUUAGUCGGCCGCCGGUCGCAAAUCACAGCACCAACCUGCACGGCUAGCGAGCUCGGUCGAAUAAUACACCGUGGGGCUGAACUGCUGGCCGCAGCGGACUCUGCUGCGGCCAAGAAAUCGGAUGUAGGGUGCGGCUGCCCCGGCUGA